Molecule: messenger RNA, 3793 nt
Organism: Diospyros lotus (date-plum)
Lineage: Eukaryota; Viridiplantae; Streptophyta; Magnoliopsida; Ericales; Ebenaceae
Product: ubiquitin-activating enzyme E1 1-like
Exons: 7
Coding region: 235-3534 (1099 amino acids)
Biological process (GO): protein sumoylation
Cellular component (GO): cytoplasm; SUMO activating enzyme complex
Molecular function (GO): SUMO activating enzyme activity
Source: RefSeq, a predicted model, not a curated record
AUUUAUCGAACAGCAACAAGGGCAAGCCAAAUUUUGCACUAGCACCUACCGCCCCAAAACCCUAGAAAAUAUAAAUCCAGAAAUACCCCUCCCCGUCCCCCUCUUCGUAAUGGUCACUUUUUAGAUAAAUUCUCUCCCAAAAGCGUAGCACCACUCGCUCAAUGCCAAAACCAUUGCCGAAGCACUCUCAGAUUCCAUUCUUUUCCUCGCCAGAGCUCCAAUCGUUUGCACUUUAUGCUUCCUAGAAAGAGAGCUGUUGGAGGAGAGGUUGUAGAAGAAGACGCGAGUGGCGGAGAGAGCUUGCUCAAGAAGCAUCGGAUCGGUUGCGUGAUCUCAUCAUCGGUCGACAAAACAAGCACCACCGCGGCGACAGCGGAAGACGGCGAAAAGAGCUGCGACGUGAACAAAAGCGGGGAAAGCGUCAUCGGGAACAGCAACAGCAGUAAUCAGAGCAGCGGCAGCAGUGGUCUGGCUGACAUGGCUUUUGGAAAUGGGAACCCGACGGACAUCGACGAGGAUCUGCACAGCCGACAGCUUGCUGUGUACGGGCGCGAGACUAUGCGGCGGCUCUUUGCCUCUAACAUCCUUAUCUCUGGGAUGCAAGGUCUUGGUGCCGAAAUUGCAAAGAACUUGGUACUUGCUGGCGUCAAGUCUGUCACAUUGCAUGAUCAGGGGGUAGUGGAGUUGUGGGAUUUGUCUAGCAAUUUCAUUUUUUCAGAGAAUGAUGUCGGUAAGAACAGGGCACUUGCUUCUGUUCAAAAGUUACAGGAGCUUAACAAUGCUGUGGUCAUUUCUACCUUAACCACAGAAUUGACUAAAGAACAACUCUCUGAUUUCCAGGCUGUGGUAUUUACUGACAUAAGCCUGGAGAAAGCCAUUGAGUUAAAUGACUAUUGCCAUAGUCACAAGCCUCCUAUUGCAUUCAUCAGGGCUGAAGUUAGAGGGCUUUUUGGAGGUGUUUUUUGUGACUUUGGACCUGAGUUCACAGUGCAGGAUGUUGAUGGUGAGGAACCACACACGGGUAUUAUUGCAUCCAUCAGUAAUGAUAACCCUGCACAUGUGUCGUGUGUUGAUGAUGAAAGGCUUGAGUUCCAGGGUGGGGAUCUUGUUGUGUUCUCAGAGGUCAAAGGAAUGGCAGAGCUUAAUGAUGGAAAGCCAAGAAGGAUCAAAAGUGCUAGGCCUUACUCAUUCACUCUUGAUGAGGACACCACUAAUUUUGGUACUUAUGAGAAAGGUGGCAUUGUCACUCAGGUUAAACAGCCCAAGGUCUUGAACUUCAAGCCAUUGAGAGAAGCACUCAAGGAACCUGGGGAUUUUCUUUUGAGUGAUUUCUCCAAGUUUGACCGUCCACCUCUAUUGCACUUGGCAUUUCAAGCACUGGACAAGUUUAUUUCUGAACUGGGACGCUUCCCCGUUGCUGGCUCAGAAGAGGAUGCUCAGAAGCUGAUAUCUAUAGCCAGUGCCAUCAAUGAGAGCUCAGGAGAUGGGAAAGUGGAAGAUAUUAACCCAAAACUUUUGCGGCACUUUGCAUUUGGUGCCAGAGCAGUUUUGAAUCCUAUGGCUGCCAUGUUUGGUGGUAUAGUUGGGCAGGAAGUUAUGAAGGCGUGCUCUGGAAAGUUUCAUCCUCUUUUCCAGUUCUUUUACUUUGACUCGGUUGAAUCACUUCCCACAGAGCCCCUAGAACCCAAUGAGUUCAGACCAUUGAAUAGCCGUUAUGAUGCACAAAUUUCAGUUUUUGGGUCAAAACUCCAGAAGAAACUGGAGGAUGCACGUCUGUUUGUUGUAGGAUCUGGUGCACUAGGCUGUGAGUUUCUGAAGAAUUUAGCUCUGAUGGGAGUUUCAUGCAGCAGUGAAGCAAAGCUAACAAUCACUGAUGACGAUGUCAUUGAGAAAAGUAAUCUCAGUAGGCAGUUCCUUUUUCGUGAUUGGAACAUUGGGCAGGCAAAAUCCACCGUUGCUGCAUCUGCUGCUGUAGCAAUAAAUCCUCAUCUACAUAUAGAAGCCUUGCAGAACCGUGUGGGCCCUGAGACUGAGAAUGUUUUUGAUGAUGCCUUCUGGGAGAAUUUAAAUGUUGUAAUUAAUGCCCUUGACAAUGUAAAUGCCAGGCUCUAUGUUGAUCAGAGAUGCUUAUACUUCCAGAAACCACUUCUUGAAUCAGGAACCCUAGGUGCAAAGUGUAACACUCAAAUGGUCAUUCCUCACCUGACUGAAAACUAUGGUGCCUCAAGAGACCCACCAGAGAAACAGGCUCCCAUGUGCACUGUUCACUCCUUCCCUCACAACAUUGACCAUUGCUUGACGUGGGCUCGAUCGGAGUUUGAGGGCUUACUUGAAAAAACACCAGCUGAAGUGAAUGCUUUUCUCUCAGACCCAAGCGAGUAUGCAGCUGCAAUGAGGAAUGCUGGUGAUGCUCAGGCCAGGGAUACUCUGGAACGAGUUCUUGAGUGCCUCGACGGAGAGAGAUGCAAAACAUUCCAAGACUGCAUUACUUGGGCUCGUUUAAAGUUUGAGGAUUAUUAUGCCAACCGUUUGAAGCAGUUGAUCUUCACUUUCCCUGAAGAUGCUGCAACCAGUACUGGGGCUCCCUUUUGGUCUGCCCCUAAGCGCUUCCCACAUCCGCUGGAAUUCUCAUCAGAUGAUCUCAGCCACCUCCAUUUCAUUAUGGCAGCAUCCAUACUACGGGCAGAAGCUUUUGGCAUCCCAAUUCCUGACUGGGCCAAGAACCCUAGGAAGCUCGCUGAAGCUGUUGAUCAAGUGAUGGUCCCUGAAUUUCAACCAAAGAAGGGCGUGAAAAUUGUGACUGAUGAGAAGGCUACCAGUCUUUCAACUGCAUCUAUAGAUGAUGCAGCAGUCAUUAAUGAAUUAAUCAUGAAGCUGGAACAGUGCUGGAAGAAUCUUCCUCCUGGGUUCAGAUUGAAACCAAUUCAGUUUGAGAAGGAUGAUGACACCAACUUCCAUAUGGACCUGAUAGCUGGGCUUGCUAACAUGAGGGCAAGGAAUUACAGCAUUCCAGAAGUUGAUAAGCUGAAAGCCAAAUUCAUUGCUGGAAGGAUCAUCCCUGCGAUUGCAACUUCCACGGCAAUGGCAACGGGUCUUGUUUGCUUGGAGCUCUACAAGGUUCUAGACGGAGGACAUAAGGUGGAAGGCUAUCGGAACACGUUUGCAAACCUGGCGCUCCCUCUAUUCUCCAUGGCUGAACCAGUCCCGCCUAAAGUUGUGAAACACAGGGACAUGAGCUGGACUGUCUGGGACAGGUGGAUUGUCAAGGACAACCCAACUUUGAGGGAACUUCUGAAAUGGCUAGAGGACAAGGGGCUGAAUGCUUACAGCAUCUCAUGCGGAAGCUGCCUGCUGUACAACAGCAUGUUCCCUCGGCACAAAGACCGGAUGGACAAGAAGGUGGUGGAUUUGGCUAGAGAAGUGGCCAAGGUGGAACUGCCCCCGUAUCGCCACCACUUGGAUGUAGUGGUGGCGUGCGAGGAUGAUGAAGAUAACGAUAUCGACAUCCCUCAGAUAUCCAUCUACUUCCGUUAACCAAUUCUUGGAUAUGUUAGUUUUCAAGUGCAUCAUUAUUAGCUAAAGAAUGUUUAGAACAAGCAUCACAUGUGAUAAGAGAGUCUCGAAUUCAUGUUUCAGUGGAUGAUAUACCCCUACAGUAUGGAUGGACGUCUUUUACUAAAACCUAGCUCAACAUUACAUACAUAAUCUGAGAGUUACACUAGAUACCGGAAGUUUGUUCUGGAUUCGUUUACUUGUUUAGAUAUCAAUCAAGCUUGUGUGUUUACUGUGCUUU